UGACCAACGAAAACGAUGCGAGCGUGGACCACGCUCACUUUAGAUUUGGGUCCCGUGACUCCUCCCGAGCAAACUGCCUGUGGAACCUCCAAGAUGGCAGAGUGCAACAUGAACACCCACUACUGCGUCAGAAACAUCAAUGGCACAUCGGGACCGCGGUACGCCAACUCGGGCUCCAAGACUGCGAGUUCGUGGCUGCAAAUGUGGCGCGACGCGACUGGGUCCAACCGACGAACUUGCUGCAUCAACGGCUGCUCGAGAGAGGACCUCGUUGGCGCGCACGUCAUGAUCACGGACCAGCGCUCGUACAACACGUGGUACCUCGCGCCCUUGUGCAAGGGACAUAACCACUGCUCCAACACGGACGGCAUGUGGAUCGCUCGCAACGUCAACCUCAUCGCCGUGUCCAACUGAGUCCUCGACUGCCGCCCGCACAAGAAGCUAUCACAAUAGCACCCCACCACCGACUGCAGUUUUUUGUAGCUUUGAUUCUACAAUAUGAGCUGUAGCGAGCGAACUCACCUUGUGACAAA
Molecule: messenger RNA, 533 nt
Organism: Saprolegnia diclina VS20
Lineage: Eukaryota; Oomycota; Saprolegniomycetes; Saprolegniales; Saprolegniaceae
Exons: 1
Coding region: 16-414 (132 amino acids)
Source: RefSeq, a predicted model, not a curated record